UCGGGAUAUUUCGUUUUUAACUUGCCAGUUUUUGACAUUUUUUUUUAUAAAACAUGCAGGUUAUUUAUUUUGCAUUUUGCGAAGUUGAUAUAAAGUAAUGUGCAUAGAUAAUAUAUAAAAAAAAAUUAAUUAAAAAUUGCGUUGAAAUUUUCUAUUUAGCAAAAUUAAUUUUUAAAGGUUUAAAAUGUCUGGAAGUAAAAUAUUUAGGAGGAAUAGGGCGAUGGGAUAUGUAAGUAACCACGUUCCAGCCAAUAUUAGAUAUGUUCGGAGACGGAAAGAUACUCUAAUAACUACGUGUGUUGGUAGAGCAUUUCAAGUUUACACAGCAAGUCAUUUUCGUUUAAUACAUGUUAGUGAUGUUCACCCUGAUGAAAUUACAGCAAUAGCAGUUGAUAAAUUAUUUACUUAUGUGGCCAGCAAUAAAACAAUUUAUUCUUGGCGCUUUGGAAAAGAAAUACGUCAUGUAUAUAAGGGACAUAAUAAAAAUGUUCAUUUGUUAUUACCAUUUAGAGCUCAUUUAAUAGCAGUCGAUGAAGAAAAUAUUUUGAAAGUUUGGGAUAUAAGUAGCGAAACGGUAUAUUUAGAAAUUCCUUUCCCUAAUGAGUUCUUGGUAACCGCUUUAGCCCAUCCGCCAACAUAUAUAAAUAAAAUGCUUCUUGGAAGCGAACAGGGAGAUAUGCAGCUUUGGAAUAUUAAAGAAAAUAAGUUGAUUUAUACCUUUAAUGGUCGUGGAAGUAAAAUUACAGUAAUUGAACCAGCCCCAGCUCUAGAUGUAGUGGCUAUAGGACAUUAUGAUGGAGUUAUAAAAUUGCUAAAUUUAAAGUUUGACGAAGUAAUUAUGGAACUGAAACAAGAUUUUGGUAGUAUAACACAAAUUUCUUUCCGCACUGAUGGGCUGCCCAUAAUGGCUAGUUCCAGUUCAGAUGGAAAUGUAGUUUUUUGGAAUUUAGAGGAAAAAAAGGUUUCAAGUCAAAUAUUAGCUCAUAAUGCCAGCGUUACAACUGCUAUUUGUCUUGCAAGUGAACCUCUGCUUCUAACAACAUCGCCAGAUAAUUCAAUGAAACUGUGGGUUUUUGAUAUGCCAGAUGGUGGCGCAAGAUUAUUAAAAAUUCGCGAAGGGCACCAUGCACCGCCUUUAUGCAUACGUUAUCAUGGCUCAAAUGGAUUAAAUAUUUUGAGUUCCGGGGAAGAUAGUUCCAUGAGAAUAUUUUGUCUUUUAUCAGAGUCUUUAAAUAAAGGUCUUGGGCGAGCUAGUUAUAAUAGAAAAAUAUCAAAAAAGAAAGGAAAUCGUGUAAAUGAUCCAUUAAUAAUGCCUCCCAUAGUGCACUUUACGUCAGAAACAACUAGGGAUAAAGAGUGGGAUAGCAUAGCCGCAAUCCAUUCAGGGAUAAUUCAAACAACAACCUGGUCAUAUCACAAAUGUAAAAUGGGCGAUCUUAGACUCAUUCCUGAAAAGUUUUUUAAUAAAAAUCGAAAAGAUUUUAAUACAGAAACGACUUGUAUUACUAUUACACAUUGUGGGAAUUUUGUUAUAAUUGGUUAUUCUUCAGGGGACGCCGAACGAUUUAACAUUCAAUCCGGUAUUCAUCGAGCCAGUUAUGGGAAACCAUCGCACGAUGCUGCAGUUAGAGGAGUAGCAUGUGAUAAUUUAAAUCAAAUGGUGAUAACAGGAGGAAGUGAUGGAUUAAUAAAGUUUUGGCAUUUUAAAGGACAAGUUUCAUUUCCAACGAGCACACAUAAACUUCCGUCUGGAGUAAACAUGUUUCGUUCACAUAGAGAAAGUGCCAUGCUUGCAAUAAGUUUAGAUAAUUUUAUAAUAUAUGUACUUGAUUAUGAUGCUAGAGUUAUUGUUAGAAAAUUUGAGGGACACACUGCUAGAAUAACAGAUGCAACUUUUAGUCCAGAUAGUCGUUGGUUGAUAACAGCUGCAAUGGAUUCAACAAUAAAAAUUUGGGAUAUUCCUUCAUCUUACAUGAUUGAUCAUUUUAAAACUGAACGACCUUGUGUUUCAUUGACAAUGUCACCGACAGGAGAUUUUUUGGCAACAGCUCACACAAAUUAUUUGGGGGUAUAUUUAUGGGCCAAUAAAAGUUUAUAUAAUCAAUUAUCUUUAAGAUCGAUAAAUCCAUUUGAUGAAGCACCUUACAUUGAUUUACCCGGCAGUCAAAAAGAUUCCACAAAUCUCGAAGAUGCUUUUGAAGAUAUGGGUUUAGAUGGAGAAGAAAUUGAUAUAAAUUAUGAAACUCCAGAACAAAUUUCAGAAAAUUUAAUAACAUUAUCCAAUUUGGCAUCGUCUCGUUGGCAAAAUCUUCUUGAUUUAGAUAUAAUUAAGAAGCGAAAUAAACCAAAAGCUCCACCAAAAGUUCCAAAGCAAGCUCCAUUUUUUUUACCUACAGUUGCCGGAACAGAUUUCAAAUUUGAUUUGAGUGCUGCUGUAACUGAUAAAGAAAACUUAAAAGUAAAUAUUUCUGAAAAUUUCAAUAACUUAAGUGGUUUUGGAAAAUUACUUCAAGAUACCAUACAAACUAAUGAUUAUAAUGUUUGUAUAAAUUAUUUAAAAUCUUGUGGACCAUCAAUGAUUGACUUUGAAAUAAAAUCUUUAAGUCCUUAUGGUGGUGGAAAUUAUAAAGUUUUAAUUCAGUUUUUAAAAAUGAUAGUAAAUAUGUUUAACAAAAAUAUAGAUUUCGAGUUAUCUCAAGCAUAUUUAGCGACAUUUUUAAAAGUUCAUAGUAAAAUUUUAAUUGAAAAACCAGAAAAUCUAAAAUAUCUAAAAGAAGUUGAAGAGGCGCAAACCAAAAGCUGGAAAAUUUUAGAAGAAAAACUGUUUUAUGGAAUCGGAGUUGUUACAGCUUUAAGAAAUUAUGUUAAUUAAAAAUAAUAAUUAUCGUUAAGACUUCUUUUUUUUUAUUUUAAAAUAAAUAAAUGCAAACAUC
Condylostylus longicornis is the source of this 2933-nucleotide messenger RNA. Its product is annotated as WD repeat-containing protein 36. Gene Ontology annotation, molecular function: protein binding. The transcript is spliced from 6 exons. The coding region runs from base 185 to 2872 and encodes 895 amino acids. Gene Ontology annotation, cellular component: Pwp2p-containing subcomplex of 90S preribosome; small-subunit processome. Gene Ontology annotation, biological process: rRNA processing. Lineage: Eukaryota; Metazoa; Arthropoda; Insecta; Diptera; Dolichopodidae. The record is from RefSeq and is a predicted model, not a curated record.